AUGUCCCAAUCGCAGCAAGAGGCUCAGAAGGCCGUCUAUGACGCACUUUGCGUUGUACUCGGUGAGAUAUCUGACAAUGCCAGCAAAACGAAGCUUAGAGCCCGCAUACAAGAUCAUGCUGCGGAGCCUCGGCUCGCCGAUGUCAUCCAAGCAUAUGGUCUGGUUAAUGUCAAGAAAACAGCUGUUUUACUCUAUCAGAGGGAUGUUUUCUCAUCGAAAACAAUUGCACAAGAGUAUUUUCAGGCCGCCACCGAAGUUGCUGAAGGUAGCCCUGAUGCCGCACCUCAGGAUCCUGCACCGGCGGACGAAGAGAUACAACUAUCCGCCGAAACCAGAGUGCCGCUUUCCGCUCAGCAUCACUUGCUCGCAAAAGUCCAAUUUGAGCUAGAAGCUGCUUGCUUUGAGUUUGCCCGAGCUAAGACACCAGCUAUCCUAGAACAAAAUGGCUGGACUUGUGUUGAGGCUGUAGAGCUCAAUCUGAUUGCCAAGGCGCUGGGCAAGCAUCAGGAGCAUCUGCCCGGAGUCGCAGGGCUGCCUAAGGGCGUCACCGCGGGCAAACUUCUAGGAGCCAUGGAAAGCAUCAGGCAUGCUGCCGUCCAUCGAGAGUACUUGAAGGCAACGGAACUGCUGGCGAUGCUGAGAUAUGGCGAGAGUCUGCUGAUCAUGCUCGAGAACGAGAGCCGUCUGGCGUCCAUGAGGAGCUUGCGAGAGGAGGUCAGCAAGUGCAUUUUCGAGCUGGACGGCGAUGAGACAGAUGUCAAGGAAAGCAUCGCGACAGCCCACAAAAUUGCGGCUAUACAGAUUGCACGGCUGAAGCAGCAAGAGGACGAGGCUGUCGUUCGAGCUGAGGCGCGACGAGCCGCAUUAUUAUGCUCCUAUGCCCAACAAAUCACGGCCAUGGUUUCAACCAUACAUGUCAAGGAAGCAACGCAAAUUCGGCAGCCGUCAUCUAUGGCCGCCCUAUCAACGGUUUUGUUCUUCUUGGCGCGCUCUAUGAGAAGCGCAAUCAUGUUCGUGCUUGACAUUUUGUGUCGCCUAUAUGCCGUGCUAGCGGGAGUUUUCGUACGAGUAUCAGUAUAG
Messenger RNA from Akanthomyces muscarius, 1080 nucleotides. RefSeq lists its product as uncharacterized. Bases 1 to 1080 code for a protein of 359 amino acids. NCBI's taxonomy places the organism in Eukaryota, Fungi, Ascomycota, Sordariomycetes, Hypocreales, Cordycipitaceae. The record is from RefSeq and is a predicted model, not a curated record. The transcript has a single exon.